Molecule: messenger RNA, 5593 nt
Organism: Portunus trituberculatus (swimming crab)
Lineage: Eukaryota; Metazoa; Arthropoda; Malacostraca; Decapoda; Portunidae
Exons: 18
Coding region: 111-3668 (1185 amino acids)
Molecular function (GO): cysteine-type endopeptidase inhibitor activity
Source: RefSeq, a predicted model, not a curated record
GUCAGCUGAUGAGAUCAACACGAGUGGCGUGUUGACUGUGGGUGGAACUCAGAGGGGUUGUAUCAGUCCUACUCGCAUCUCGGCGGCGUGUGGCUGUGUCAGUAACCAUCAUGGGGUGGUGUGUGACGGUGACGAUUUUUGUGGUCGCAUGUUUUAAUGUGGUGGAGUUUUCCUUUGCCCAGUCUCGACUACAAAAUGCUGGAGGAGUACCAUUACCCGCGGCACCUGCGUCACCUCAGCAGGUACCUGUAGCGACCAGAAUAACAUCAAGAGGGAGAUCUCUGCAAGGAGGAGUGCCUCUACCAGUGGCACCAGAAGAGCCUCAGCGUGGUCGCCAAGGUGUGACGCUUGCCAGUGCCUCUGGUCAAAAUCCCACCGUGUCAGGGGGCGUGGCACUGCCGUCACCCAGUCGCGGACCUACACUUGGUACUGGAGUACCACUCCCUAAGCACCCUGUGGUUGUGGUCCCCUUAAAUCGGAAUCAUGGGGUGCCACUUCCUCGGCCAAGCGUACUCCAAGGACAGGGCUCUCCUUCUUUCACCGGUGGAGUGCCUCUCCCACCACACACAAGUGCAGGUGCAGGUGGGGUUGCCCUUCAAAGAUAUCCUACCUUAAUUGAAGGAGUAGCAGCCCUUAAGCCUGUGAAAAAUGUGGACAGAGAUGCUGACGUGCAGCAUGCUACCAGCCUUGCUGCUGUACAUGACUACCUGCAGCUUAAGACCAAUGCUGACAGUGCAGUCAAGAUUACUGAAGUGAUCAGUGCUCACAAACAGAUUGUGUCUGGCCAAGUCCUUUACUUGACACUGCGAGUUGGGGAAACCAAGUGCCCAAUCGGGAUUCCCAGCCUGCAGAACUGUGUGCUAGAUCAUAGUGAAGAUGAUCAUGUAUGUGAAGUGGCACUUUGGGAGAGGCCAUGGCUCAACAGCUCUAAAGUCAUCAUGGAAAAGUCCAGGUGUGCAGAAGCAGAAGAUGACAAUGACUUCAAUAGGUGGGGACCUCAGAUGUUGUUGCCUGUGCCCUCUGCUUCAGAAGUGACAGUGCUGGUACUCCCCAAGGGAGUGGAGGAACAGCAAGUUGGUGUGGAAGCCUUCAACUAUAUUGACCGUGGUUCUGAAUCAAAAUUCAGAGGUGAACUGAUCACAUAUGAUAUAACUAGCAUAAAGUUUGACCCGCAGACAGACACAACACAGAUACAGGUGGAUGUGGAGUAUGGAUUCACUCUCUGUCUCAGGUCUCGUGACCAGCUGACAGACAAUCGGGAAUGUCCUCCUGAUAUGCGACGUGGCCAUUAUGUUUGCUCAGUGGUUGUGUUGCAUAACCCAAAUCAGAUAACAAGUCUUGAGGUUGUCCCCAUUCUAGAUGAUGAUAAUGAUAUACAUUGUGAAAGGAAGAGAAAUGUGGAGGAAGAAUUAGUGGUGCCUGUAGCUGCCUCAUGCUCUGGAUGUCCCCACCCAACACCCCUGAAUGAUCCCACUGUUCUUGAAGUAGCUGAUUUUGCUAUAAAGGAGUAUGAUAGAACAUCAUCAGAUGAAGAUAACUUGCACAUCAUCCUGCAGCUCAUCAAGGCUCACAGUCAGGUUGUAGCGGGAGUAAGGUAUUUCCUCUCAAUGGAAAUCGCUGAGAGCCUUUGUAAAAAGACGGUCACUGGUGUUGAUGUGAACAGGACUUUCUGUGACCAAGAUCCAACUGAAGAAACAAAAAUGUGUGACCUGCAUGUCAUUGACCAACCUUGGAUACCAGCCAGAGAUCUUAUAAGUGCAAAAUGCUAUGAUAGAGACAGCUACCCAUCCUCAAGCCAUGAUGAGUUCAUUGUACCAGUCAGCUUUGGAGGUAGCUUAGCAACAGCAGGUCCAGACACUCCCAUACUGCUUGGGAGUGAGAGCCAAUCAAAUGUAGAUGAAAACUCAAUGGGAGCUGUGAGGUUCAUAGUUGAUGAGUACAAUCGUCGAGAAGAUGACCAGGAAUAUUAUAAGCUGGUGCAGGUUCAUGAAGCUUCUUCACAGAUUCAUGGACAAAAUGGAAGGCGGCAUCACAUUGUUGUGGAGCUUGGGGAGACCCAGUGCAGGAAAGGUGACCCAUCCACUGGGGAGCAUUGUCCUCUUGACCCUACUGAGGAUCAUGAGGUGUGUGAGGCAGAUGUGUAUGAACAGCCAUCACUCCAGAAUCAUUCUUUCAGAGUCCUUAGUAUUAGAUGUGAUGACCUGGAUGAUUACCUGCAUAAGAAAUUUAUGCCAACUCUCAGUCCCUCUGAUGUCAUGGACCAUCCAUUCCUGAAUGUUGCUGAGGACACCAGUGCUGGGUAUCAGACUGUGGCAAGCAACGACUCGGCUGUCCUUAAUGCUGCAGUUUUUGUUGUUGAUCAGUUCAACUUGAGAGAGGAUGAAGAUGAAUUGUAUACUCUCAAUAGGGUGGCCUCAUCUCUUUCACAGCCAUCACCUCAUGGAGUCACAUAUCAUCUUGAGAUCGAAUUGGCUGAGACUCACUGCAAGAAAUACCAAUUUGUGGCUUCCCCAAAUCGCUGCCCUGUGGAUUACUCAGAAGAGAUGGAGGUUUGCCAGGCAGAAGUAUUGGCUCCACAGCAUCCUAGCAGCACUAUGCAGCUUGUCAGGCUCUUCUGUGAUGAAAUGAAUGACUACUAUACAAGGAGGAUUAGAGGUGACUCGUCUCAUCCAGGUGCUUCCAGCCAGGCAAUUAAUGGUGGCCCAGGAGGUGUCUGGAUGGAUGUCAGUGUGGAGGAUGAGAGCCUUAAGAAGUUGGGGCAUCUCAUUGCAAAUGAGUAUGACUUGCGAUCUGAUGAAAACAGUCUAUUUAUCUUCCACAAAGUCAUGAAGGCCCGCAAGCAGAUUUCAUCUGGCAUCAGUUACCAGCUAGUGGUGGAGUUGCUUGAGACAGUGUGUCCAAAGUAUAAACGUCGCAUCAAUAAGGCACGCUGUUCACCUGAUAUUGGUGAAGAUCAUGUGGUAUGUGAGGCACAUGUGUUCUCUCAGCCUUGGCUAAAGAAGGAUGAUAUCUCCCAUCUCCGAUGUGCUGAGAAAGAUGACUUCUUUGAAGGAGAUGAGUCUGUAGAGGUGCUCUAUCCUAAGGUUCAUCCAUCAGCCCAUGCUAGACCAGUGUUCAAGAGUCACUUUGUGGUGCGAACCAGUGAUGAGAGUGAGGAAAGCAAUGAACGUUUCUACGACCCAUCUCGACGCAGUAGUGCCAGCAGGAGCCGCGAAUCGAAGGAAGAUGACUCAGAUGAACGUUUCUACAAUCCUUUUGGUCGGACCAAUACACACCGUGAUGACAGUGAUGAAGACGAUUCCGAUGAGAGGCGACAUGUGAGGGGCCGUCGAGCUAUUCUGGGUUCCCCAUCCAGCAAUAGUUUCCCUCAAUCCUUAGUGAGAGAUUUGGCUGCCUUUGCCAUUCAGUCACUUGAUCGUAACUCAAGUGACCUUUACACAAGUGGAGUAAAGGAGAUUCUCCAUGCUGAUAUGGAGGAGGUGUCUGGAAAUCUGACAUUGGAGAUAUUGGUGCAUUCAACCACCUGUCUCAAGAAUCAACAGGAGUUGGGAUCCUGCUUGGAAGACCCUAACAAGCCAGUGUACUUGUGCAAAUUCACUCUUGUUGAGGAUCCUCAAUUAGAUGGUCAUGUACUAGAUAGUAUGUUGUGUCAUACACAAGAAAAGUAACUAUGAAUGGUUGGCAGCAUGAUUUAAAUGCUCUUUAGAUUUUAUUGAAGUCUUAAGUGACAUGAAAAAAGUAUGUUGUAUGUUGUACUUCUUGAUAUUGUACAUAUUUUAUUUGGGGUCAGUGGUAUAUUAUGUAUGUAGAAAUUCAUACAUUAGAGAACUUCUAAAAAAAAAGUUAUAUUCUCUCUCACUUUUUCUAGUGGACAAAGUCACCUUGUUCUUGUUUAAAUGAACAUAUUUUACUUACGUAUUAUGUAAUACAUAAAAAUAUGCAAUAUACCAAAAAAAUAAUACUAGUGCACAGGAGCAACAUGAUGAGAACUAAGAUUAUUGCUAGUGAUCUUGGCACUGACAGUAAAUCAACAAUAAAUCAGAUGAAUUCUUGAAAUCAUAAAAGAAGUGUGCGUGGAAUCUAUGAAAUGUGAUUUCAGUUAGAAAUUAAUGUUUUAUAUUUUUAUUUUAUUUAAUUAUAUGAUUGUGUUUUAGUAGACAGAGGUCAGUGUUUUACUUCCAUAUAGUCUGUAUGAAAAAGUAUUGUACAAAAAAUAGUUGGUUGAGUACAUUCAUUACAUUAAGAAAAAUUUUAUACAUACAUCUUGCAUAAGGAACAUAUUGCUUGAAUGCAUUUUCUUUAUUCUUGGAAAAAUCAAUACAGAUGUUUUGUUGAACAUUUCAAGCUUGGUGAAUUGCUCUUGUAACUUGUCUUUUAUUACAGCUCAUAAAUUUUGUAUUGAAAAAAUUUCUUGUGCAUAGCUAGGUGAUUUUAUUGUGAGGAUAUUUAAUGAUUUAGCAAUAAGAGCUGGUGAUCCAUCCAUAUGAUCCUAUAGAUUAUACAGCCAUGUUCUCACAACUGUCAGAGGGUUUUGUCCAUUGGCAAUUUCUGGCAACUUUCCACUAAAGAUGCAUUCUCUGGUAGUUACAGUGAUGUUCAUACAUGUAUUCAUUCUUUGGAUCAGAAAUCAAUACAUACUUUAAAAUGUAACAGGUUACAGUAAAUCAUGAUUGAAGUCUAAUUACAUGAAGUCUAAAGGAUAAAUAAUACAAAGAAUAAACAAGUAAAACUCUACAGGUAACACAUCAUGUUUCAGCAGCUGAAAAUCACAUAUGAGUUUGUCAUCUUCAAGGAAGCAUUUGUGUGAACGUCAUUUUUUUUCUGAAUUAACAAAAUCCUAUGUAUUUUGAAAAUUUCCAUUUUCAGCAAUCUCAUUUAGUAAUUUUCCCAAAUACAUAUUUUUUAAUAACAGUAUUAUCAACAAUAUAUCAUUGUUCUAGACAAAACAGAACAGAAGAUAACGUAUGUUUUAAAAAGUUUUAAUAAAAUAUCAAAUUAUCCUUAUUAAAGCAUUAUCACACAUGAAAUUUUUAUUGUGCAAAUUGAAUAAAGUUUUGUAACUAUAAUAAUAAUCACACUAAUAGUUUCAUGUUGAUAAAAGAUAAGUUGUGGUAAAAGUUGAUGUUUUGGGAUGCUGAACAAAGCACACCAAACAAUGUGACAACACACAACCAUGUAUCCAGUCCUUUAAUCAGUGAUGUAGCAAUGCUAGUAAAGCAGUGGGUCAGACCUGGAAGUGUGUGAUGAGGUAGAUGAAGGUAUGAAAUUCACUGCCAAAAGUAUUUUCUUCCUAUCCUCACUUUUAGACAGUAAAGCUCAACUACAAGAAGUUGUGGUUGGGGUUUUGGUGUGGUACUUUUUCAUACAAUCAUUCCAUGGAAGAAAUAAAACACAAAAAAUACCUGCUUAUAGCAGACAAUUAAAAAAUCUUUUCAGAAAUCCAUUUUAUUAUAUAGUAUUUAAAAAUUGUGUACUGUCUGUGAUUAGAAUUUAAGGAGAUUUAGUUAAGUGUAUAUUUAAAAGGUUGAAGAAGGACUUGUUUGUAUUUUCUUCUUAUCCAUGUCACAACAUUCUAAAUAAAAAUAGUUUUUUA